UCUGCGAUCAUUGUGCAACACUGGAGCCGAAAAUCUGCCGAGGUUGCUGUUGGCGCUGCACGAUUGCUAUUAUUGUUUAGAUUUAAAAAGCUGAAGAAAAGACUGAAUGCAUUAGGAAUAAUAGAAGCAGUGGGGUGAAUCCCCUGUGUUUGCUGAGCAUGAGCAUGGAGGAUUAUGACUACUUAUUCAAAAUUGUGCUGAUAGGAAAUGCAGGAGUGGGCAAAACCUGCCUCGUCCGACGCUUCACUCAGGGGCUCUUCCCUCCCGGACAAGGUGCCACUAUUGGAGUUGACUUCAUGAUCAAAACUGUGGAAAUAAAAGGAGUGAAGGUGAAGCUCCAGAUCUGGGACACGGCCGGGCAGGAGCGGUUCCGCUCAAUUACCCAGAGUUACUACCGCAGUGCCAACGCUCUCAUUCUCACCUACGACAUCACCUGUGAAGAUUCCUUCCGGUGCCUUCCUGAGUGGCUGAGGGAGAUCGAGCAGUACGCCAACAACCAAGUAGUGACAAUCUUAGUAGGGAAUAAGAUAGACCUGGCUGAUAAGCGAGAAGUCCAUCGGCAGCGGGCAGAGGAGUUCGCGGAGGCGCAGAGCAUGCUUUAUCUGGAGACCUCUGCCAAAGAAUCGGACAACGUGGAGAAGCUCUUUCUGGAUCUGGCCUGCAAACUGAUCCGCGAGGCCAAGCAAAACACGCUGGACAACAACGACUCCACUCCCAUGCCUGGAGAAGGGAAAAACAUCAAUUACUUGAGUUGCUGCAGCAUGAACUAGUAGACUAGUAGCCACUCUGUCUGGCUGAGGGGGGCGACAUGGAUGGCAUACAAAGUGGUUGUAUUGUUGGUAACCGCUACGUAGUUGCAGUGGUUACUGUUUUCCACUGUUGUUGAAGUCUAGUUCUUUUACCCUUCUUAAAUCCCUGGGUAUUUUAAAGCAUUCGGGAAAAACAAAAUAGCGAGACGAUGCUGCUUUUAAAGGUGGGUCCGAAGCUUCUUGACGCUUUUGGCCAGAAAUAAAGGGCCUUGUUGCGUAAAAAUGGUUGCUGAUAGGUCAGACAAUGAGAUUUUUCUACACUUCUGUACAAUACAACAGUUGGGAUAUCCCUGCUGACUCGAGAGCAAAUGUAUUUGUCAUAUUAGAGAUUUAAAAAAAAUGAGAACGCAAGUCUUCAUCAGCAGUCUCACUCACUUGAAGGACCAGUUCAUCCAAAACAUAAAGCAUUCUGUCAUUAUUUAUUACCCUCAUGCUGUUCCAAAUCUAUAUGACUGACUUUAACACAAUAGAAGAUGUUUUGAAGAAUGUUCAUGAAGCUCUUUUCCAACGAAAGUAUAUAUUGACCAAAGCAGUCCAUAUGACUGUGCAUUACAUUCUAAGUCUUCAAAGUUUAAAAUGACAUGAGGGUCAGUAAAUAAUGAAAGAGUUUUUAUUUUAGGAUGAACCGCUCCUUUAAGACUUCCACAAAAUUGGUGUAUUAGUGUGCACAUUUAUUAUUUGCACAAAAUGCACUUCUUGAUGAUUGCUUGCGAGAUUGUUUGAGGUUGCUUAUGCAUGCUUUUUUAUUUUAAUUUUAUUUUUUUUUUAAAUCAAGACAUCAAUAAUAAUGCAAACAAACAGCCAGCUUCCUUAAUCUAUAUUAGGAAUAUUUGAAGGAAAACCACGGCUUUAAAUGCUCAUUUGUCAGGUAGUCAGUUUAUAAGAAUAUAAACUCCCCUUACUGCUUGCAUGGAAAUUUGGCUGUUAAUAAACAGAGAAGGCCAUGUUAUUUUGAGAAGUCAUAGCAAAAAUCCAAUGUGCCUCUGCCAUUUGUAUCCUGUCGUCAUACAUUAGAUAGCAGCGGGAAUCUCAUGGAGCACAUGUUUGGGUCAAAUUUAACUAGGACGAUAUAGUAGGUUUGACAUUUUAAUUUAGUUCAUUUCAACGAUGACUCUGAUUCUCAGUACUGUAAAAUGGUAAUGGGAAUAAUACUGCCCAGACACAAUUAUAUUUUUUAUAUUUUGACUGUACAACAUGUACUCCAUUUUGGCAUUAUUCAUAGGAAUUAGAUUUUUUUUAAUUAAAGUAAUAAGAACAGAAAGUGUUAAUGUUACUUAAUUAUGUAACAGAAAUUAAUUUUUUUUCAUAAAAUAAGCUUUUUUAUUUUCUUUCUUUCUUUUUUUUAUUUUGAGGCGAAAUUCACCACCAUUCAAAUGCUUGGGGUUCGUAUGAUUUUCUAUAAAAUAAUUUUAUUCAACAAGGAUGCAUUAUUAAUGCAUGAUUAAUGACAGACAUUUAUUAUGUUAUAAAUAACAAUUUAAAUUUAAAAUAAAUGCUGUUAUUCUUACUUUUUUUUUUUUCAAAUAAUGAACAAAAAAAACCUUUCCACAAAAAUAUUAAGCAGCAAAACUGUUUUUAUUAACAAUAAUUCAAAGUAUUUCUUCUAAUUCCAAAUCAGCAUCUUAAAAUUGUUUCCGAAGGAUAACAUGACACUGAAGGAUGGAGUAAUGAUAAUAAUAAUAAUAAAUAUUCAUUCAAAUGCAUUCAAUUUAGAAAGAGAUUUAUCUUAAUUUUUUUUUUUUUUUUUUUUUUUUUAAAUCUUACUGACCCCAAACAUUUGAAUGGUAGUGUAUGGCAUGUUCUUGGCAGGUCAUCGGGCCUAGAUUUUUCAGAUCACAAACGUUUUUAGUUGCUAAGCUCUUAGAUAUUGUCCUUUUAAUGUCUUUGCACAUUAUACAUUAAAAAGUAAACAAUUAAAAAAAAAAUACUGCACUGUCUAAAACGCUUAUUCCCCCCCCACCCCCGCCAACACAUUUUUAUAUAUUACCAAGACUGAAGUAUAUCAGGAUGCUUUGCUGUUAAUUUAGUUCAGCUUUGGUAUUGUAAUAACCGUAGCGAUGUUUAAAGCUUUUGGCACUGGGAGGGCGAAACAACAGUGUGUGUGUGUGUGUGUGUGUGUGUGUGUGUGUGUGUUGUGUGUGUGUGUGGUGGGGGGGGGAUGUAGUUUGUGUGAAUGAGAUGUAUUUCAUAGAUGUUUCAAGUGAGUUCUUGCACAAAUGGUCUUUGUGUUCCAAUGCGUCAUAUUGAGGAAUAGAUGAUGGAGUUGUUUAACGGUGUGAUACAGUGUGAUUCUGGUUUCGGUUGGCCUUUGUCUGUUCUGGAACUGUGUUGUGCAUUUUAAUGACUUUUAAACAGUUGGAACUUGUACCUCCAACUUUGGCUGUGCUGUAAGGUUGUUUGCACCUGUGUCAUUACAAUGGAACUGUGAAUCUCCUCUUUUAUAGACUUUCAGUAUUUUACUUGCUGCUACAGAUCUUUUUCUUUCUUUCUUUAAUUUUUUUUUUUUUUAACAUAAUUGAUGGAAUUGCAGCUGAGGUUUUAGAUGCUGUAUGCUUGAUUCAGUGAUUUAGUUUAGACUGAUUUUUCUUUUUUUUUUUUUUUUCUUUCAACAAAAGGUAUUCACUAAAACACUAAAACAACAUCGUUUAACUUGAGGACCAAUUGUUUCAGCUUCUUUGGUUGUCCAUCCAGUUACUUUGCCAUAUAUUGUAUUUUCCUCAUAUGUACACAUAGCUGCUUAUACGAUAUUAAGCUUUUCUAUUAACAUUUUAUUUUAAAGUGAUGACCUUUUCUAGUUUUGUAUAAACAGUUUUCUUUCUAUGUUACAUGACGUGCCAUGCACAGUAUUUUAUCUGUCAGGUAUUUUUGUCUAGCGUUCUUUUACAGAUAUAUGCCAUAUUGUAAUGUGUUGCAUUGUGUACCAAUAAGACUCUAGGAUUAUUUCUUUUCUAUGUUCUAAUUUCCAGUAUAGUAUAUGUAUUACUAAGUGCUUACUUUUUUCUGUGUGGACAAUGUUAUUAUGACCAUUUCAAUAUGUGAAGUACAAUAUUCAUCAAGGAGUCUUUUGUCUAGUGAAGAUAAAAUGCCAUUCUCUAAACCCCACAAGAUCUGUAUCCAAAGUAGAUAACUGUACAUUUAUUGUUUUAGUGUGUGCUUUCAAUAUAUAAGUUGUGAUGCAUUAUGUGUAAUACAUUUAUCAUAAAGAGACAAACCCCAUGA
This is a messenger RNA of Puntigrus tetrazona (Sumatra barb), 4028 nucleotides long. It is a transcript of the gene rab30, whose product is annotated as RAB30, member RAS oncogene family. The transcript has 5 exons. Gene Ontology annotation, molecular function: GTP binding; GTPase activity. Gene Ontology annotation, cellular component: trans-Golgi network. NCBI's taxonomy places the organism in Eukaryota, Metazoa, Chordata, Actinopteri, Cypriniformes, Cyprinidae. The record is from RefSeq and is a predicted model, not a curated record. The coding region runs from base 159 to 770 and encodes 203 amino acids. Gene Ontology annotation, biological process: Rab protein signal transduction.